Molecule: messenger RNA, 1435 nt
Organism: Pygocentrus nattereri (red-bellied piranha)
Lineage: Eukaryota; Metazoa; Chordata; Actinopteri; Characiformes; Serrasalmidae
Product: interferon alpha/beta receptor 1a-like
Exons: 7
Coding region: 70-1125 (351 amino acids)
Molecular function (GO): protein binding
Source: RefSeq, a predicted model, not a curated record
GCAUGUCUGUCAGAGCCGGUUCUGUAAAGACUUUCUACACACCACCCGACAUUUCCUGUAGACAAGGUGAUGAAUGCUUUCCUGGCACUGGCUGAUGCUACAGAUUGUUCAGGAGGAUCUGGCAAAUACAGCUCUGAAUGGUCUCCGACAGGAAUGUACCUCCACGUGGGACUGAAUCUGCUUGUCCUUUUUUCUGCAUCCACAACUUUGUCCACUCCCUAUGAUGUAAGAAUGAUUGCGAUGGACCUGAACUACACCCUGCAGUGGGCCUGGAGCGACUCACAACUCAAUGACUCUGCCAACUUCACUGCUGCUUAUACCUUCUGGAACAUUAAAGACGACGAGCGAUCGUAUAAGUACGUGUGUACCAGUUCAAGAAAACACUGGUGUGAUUUCACCCCCUGCAAGCUAUACUUCAAGGCAAGCUUCCAGAUAAGGGUGAGGGCUGAAGCUGCAGGCAAGUAUUCAAAUUGGACUCGCCUGAGAUUCACGCCGGACGAGGAUGGGCUGCUAGGGCCACCAAGUGGAGUGAACAUGCAGGGAGAUGUGGAAAUGGUAAUCCUAAAUAUCUCCAAGUCGGUCAUGAACUCCUUGAUGAAGCUGCAAUAUGAAGUGCAGUACUAUGAACAACAGCAACCUGACCUGAAACACAUGAAAAUCUACAAUGACCCAUAUGCUCCGCUCACCUCACUGAAACCUUGGACUGAGUACUGUGUACAAGUCCGUGUCUUUAACAAGGACUACAGCAAAAGCAGCAGUUUCACAUCUCCUCAGUGUGUUUCUACAACAGGUCGACGUGUAGUCUGGCUGAAAAUGCUCAGUGUGCUGUGCUGUGUCUUACUGUUAGGAGCUGUAGUAUACAUAUGCUGCAGACUCAGAAGAAAGAUCUCAGUAUACCAAACCCCUAACAGCAUUCUAGGACUUCCAUUGGACCACCCUCCUCUCCUCGAAGCUCAUGAGCUAAGCUGUUCCAUAAUAUUUGUGUCCGCACCCACCCCAUGGCUGGAGUCUUCACAGCUCCUACUGCAGGAGCAGGAUGGCACAGGCAAGUUCCAGGCAGUGUCCUGCCAGGGGAGCAAUAGUUCUGAGCAGGACUCUGGCAUCGGUUCUGGAGAGGAAAGCUGAAGAAGAAAUACUGGCCUUUAUAUGAUCUUCUGAGAGGUUGAAACAGUGAAACUUAACAUACAUUUAUAUCAAAUAAGGCCACCCUUAACCUUCAGGACAGCUUUAAUCUCUCUGGGAUCCUAAUAUGUGCAAGAAAGAAAGGUGGAAAUCUGCUUCUCACUCUGGAACUUAAAAAUUCAGUGAUGUUUAGAUUGUGAAUGCAGUUGUGAAACUGUUUGGAACUACAAUUAAUUUUGCACUUUGCUUGAUUUCAUUUGUUAUUUAAUUGUCUCAAAUUGUUUCAAAACCAGCAUUGAAAAAUGGAAAAAUG